GGGUACAAUGAUGAUGUUGGUCUACAGUUUAGUAGGACAGAAUAAUAGUAUAAGGAAUGAAUACAACGCAUCAACUAGGGAUUACAGCCAGAUCGUGGAACAAGUUAUGGAGAAGAUACCACCAAACAACUCCAAAUUGACAUUUAAAUAUAAAGAUAUUAAUAUAAACUACCUAUCUGAUAAUGGAAUCGUCUAUUUGGUGAUAUCGCAGGACUCCGUUAGCAGGGCAGUCGCGUUUAAAUAUUUGUUAGAUCUACAGCAGAAGUUCACAUCAGUUGAAGAUAGCGAUGUCGAUUUUACAGACACCAUAAAGGAUCUCCUAGAGUCAUACAACACACAGCCACCGGAAGAUCAACUUGGUAAAACCCAGAAUGAACUCAAUCAGGUUAAAGACGUUAUGAUACAGAAUAUGGAGUCUAUAAUCGACAGAGGUGAUAGAAUAGACAACCUCGUAGAUAGAACGAAUGAGAUGUCGUCACAGGCGUUCGCGUUUAGGAAGAAAUCAACCAUGUUGAGGCGACAAAUGUGGUAUAAGAACAAGAAGAUCCAAUUGCUUACCGCGUUCGUUGGAUUGCUCGUUUUUUACUUUUUCAUACACUCAUUUGUAAAUUCUUGAUCCAAUAUCCUUCUUGACAUU
Messenger RNA from Wallemia mellicola CBS 633.66, 637 nucleotides. RefSeq names its product VAMP/synaptobrevin-like protein. NCBI's taxonomy places the organism in Eukaryota, Fungi, Basidiomycota, Wallemiomycetes, Wallemiales, Wallemiaceae. Gene Ontology annotation, cellular component: membrane. The transcript has 4 exons. Bases 8 to 616 code for a protein of 202 amino acids. The record is from RefSeq and is a predicted model, not a curated record. Gene Ontology annotation, biological process: vesicle-mediated transport.